AUGGAUUCACUUUAUUAUUCGGCUCCUCGACCGUACAACAAAUAUCCACGCGGUUAUCGUCCGAUUCACGAAAGUAAUACCGAUUUGUCAUUAACAACAUCGCGACGACUUCGACCAUCAAGCAGUUGGUCGUCUUUUUCUCAAACAACUUGUGCUGGUCUGCAAUCGCCUGACCACACGAACAAAAACAAUAAUAAUACUUGGCAAGAGGACUUCUCUCGUCGGCCAUUUCGAACUGAAAGUUCUUCGACAUUAUUCGACAAUUAUUUAUCGCCUAGAGAAUUAUCGCCCUUUUCAACUUCUAGUGAAUAUUGCAAUUUGAAUAGUUCUAGUAAUAUGGCAUAUAGCGGAAGUAAUGUACAAAGUCCUGUUCCUGAUUAUCCAAGAUGCUAUGAUAAUGUGCCAAGACCUCCAACAAGUUAUGAACAGCGAGAGAAUGAUUUUUUGCGAAAUCUUCAACGACAAAAAGAGGUAUCUUACUCAAAUUCUACCCCAAGGCAAGAUAUGUCAGCUAGUUGGUAUGGGCAAGAUCAUGGGCAGAAUCAACCAAGAAGAUUAGCUAAAACUCAAUCAGAAACAGGAUUUGACUACAACCCAACUUCUAAUUAUGCCUCUCACAAUGUUUCAAACAACAAUCAUCGAAUGGAUGGGUUUUUCCGAAAUCGGGUUAUUGAACCGAGUUGGAUGACAGACCCACCACCACCAAAAUCUUUCCGCGAAGAAUAUAUUAUCCGCAAUAAUCAACCAGUUCCGGCAAAUAAUUCAAGCUUCGAAAGAUUCCGAUUAGAUCCAUCGUAUCGGGAGCCAACAUCGGUUACAAUUCAUAGUCAGGAGCCAACAAAUUUCCGAAGUUAUCAUCGAGAUGAUCACAUGCAGCCUCGAGCACAUCAACAUCAACUUGGCCCACAGACUUUGUCGAAUCCAGUGUUUGAUCGUGAACCUGUCAACCAUCCUUAUCAAAAUGUACCAAACAAUUCGCAAAUUUAUAAUGAACGUCAUAAUAACCGAAACUCUGCCAUAUAUCCGAGUGACCCAAUUCCAUUGAGCCAUAAUCGUGUGCUUCAUAUUCAUUCAACUCCUAAUCAAGAAUCAUUAUACUCACAUCAACAUUCUAAUCCAAUUUCGAAUUAUCAACAAAACACCAAUACCUAUCCAAUGCAACGUGCUCGGAUUCAAUCACCACUACGAGAUUAUGCUAGAUUAACAUCACCAAAUCGUGAAACAAUCGUCGAUGUUCAUCAUAACCAUCAUAGGGAACCUAAAGAAAUUGAUGAUCGGAUUUUUAGCCCAGUUGAAUCUAAAGUCUAUAAUCGAAAUGGUCCAACAGUUAUAAAUGGAUUCACAAGUAAUCGACACACUUAUAAUAGUCACACUGAUGAUUAUGAUGCUAGAAAUCGUCGAGAUUCUUCACAACCUCCAGUGGCUGUCAUUGAGCCAAAUAUCAAUGUAAAUAUGCCAAUUGAUCCAAUUCCUUAUACCAAACCACAUCUUGGACAUGGCCAUAAUCACGGGCAUACUCGAAAACCUGAUCAACGAUAUUCUAGACAAGAAUUAUCUCCCGUUUCAAAUUAUGAUAAUGAAGAUAGUGAUUUGGAUAUUGAGGAGUUGGCUAGAAAAGCGCUCCCAAAAUAUCUUCGAGAUUCUACCCCUUCAUCUAAAUCUGAUUAUUAUCGUGAUAACCUUCAAGGAAUUCUGAUCAAAAAUCCAUCCAUCCAUCGUUCAUCCUCAAAAAAAGUUGUUUUCAUUGAUCAAGACAAAGGUUUUUUUCAAAAAAAAAAAAAAAAAAGAAAAACAACAUAUGAUAAAUAUGUUUUUUAUUUUCAGCAUCCGCCGGCAGCAAGAUUCCUCCAGAUGUUCAAGCAUAUGAUUCGGCGAUCGGUGAUCUUAUUGAAUCUUGGUCGCAAGUUUCGGAUAAAAUUGGAGGCGAUGUUAUCACAGCUGUAUGUUUUUUUUCAAGGGAAAUUUUCAAGUUAUAGCAAAUUCAUGAAAGCCUUUCCGAAAACUUCAUAUAAACUUUAACCCAGUUAUUUCAACACUAACUUACAUAUUUUCAGAAAGCCAAAGUUCUCAAGACAUUCGAUCAAUUCCGUAACUUCUUAUGGUUCGCCGCUGGAAAUGCCAAACCAUCAGACGACGAAGUCAAUAAAAUGAUUGGAAAAAUUGGAGAAAGUAUGCAAGAGAUUACUGAUUUCAAAGAUUCGAAAAGAAACACUCCACAAUUCAAUCACUUGAGUGCAAUUGCCGAAACAAUGGGUGCUCUUGGAUGGGUUAUGUCAAAAACACCAGCUCCAGUAAUCAAAGAUUAUAUCGAGGCAUCGAUGUUCUUCGGAAAUCGAAUCAUGAAAGAGUUCAAAGAAAGUGAUCCAAAACAAGUUGAAUGGAUUAAUGCUUGGAAAAGUAUUUUCGAAGAAAUGCAAAAGUUUGUGAGACAAGUUCAUACAACUGGUCUUAUCUGGAAUAGCUCACCAGGAAGUGCUCCACCAACAUCUUCAGGAUCUGCUGCUGCCCCACCUGCACCAAAAGGUCCUGGAGGUCCACCUCCACCACCUCCACCACCAAUUCCAUCUGAUUUGUUUGCCAAUUUGCCGCCAGCACCAUCUAACACUGACAAAUCCAAUCGCGAUGCUUUGUUUGCUGCUUUGAAUAAAGGAGAAGCUAUUACUUCGGGAUUGAAGAAAGUUACCUCAGAUAUGCAAACACAUAAAAAUCCAGGACUUCGUGGAAAUGCUGCUGCACCGGCGACUGCUUCAAAGGCUGCCGCUUCACCAGCAAAACCAGCUCAACCAGUUAGAAAACCAGCGAGAAAAGAACUUCAAGAUGGAAAACAAUGGAAUGUGGUAAGUUUUAGAAUACUUGUUUCAUAGAGAAAAUAAAAGGCGGAUUUUUUUUUCAUAAAAACAAAAUAUUCAGAAUUCAAUUCUUUUCAAAUAUUCUGAUUUUUUAGUUAUCAAACUUGAAAAAUGUUUCAUAUCAUCCAUUUUUUUCAGGAAUAUUUUGUCAACGACAACAACAUUGUCAUCGAUGUCGCUGACAAAAAACAAACAAUCUAUGUGUUCCGCUGUGAAAAUAGUGUGAUCAAAGUCAACGGAAAAGCCAACUCUAUCACUUUGGAUGGUUGUAAAAAGACAUCGAUUGUUUUUGACGCGCUGGUCGCUCAAUGUGAAACUAUCAAUUGUCAAAGUGUUCAAAUUCAGGUAUUUAUUUAUAUUUUUCGAUAUUUUUUGAUGAUAAUUCGAUUACGAUCAUUAUCAAAAUUAUCAGUUUAAACAAAAUAUAUACAAUUAAAGAUCACAAUUUUUAGACACUCGGUGAGCUGCCCACUCUUUCUAUCCAAAAAACUGAUGGAUGUCAAGUCUAUCUCUCAAAAGUUGCUCAAGGAUGCGAGAUUAUCACGUCGAAAUCGAGUGAGAUGAACAUUCUGGUACAAACAACAGACGAAGGAGACUACGUAGGCAUUUUUUCUUGACCUUUUGAUUUUUCUCUCUAAAAAAAACAAAAAACUUAUUUUAGAACGAAUUCCCGGUGCCAGAACAAUUCAAAACAACAUUUGUCAAUGGAAAACUUGUCACAACUGUUUCAGAUAUUGUCUAA
Molecule: messenger RNA, 3591 nt
Organism: Caenorhabditis angaria
Lineage: Eukaryota; Metazoa; Nematoda; Chromadorea; Rhabditida; Rhabditidae
Source: the annotation of a GenBank genome assembly